ACUGACUAGAAAGUAUAUAACCUAUCUUUAUGUGUUAUGGAAAAUAAAGAGAAAUAAAGUGAAAUAGUAUAAGAUAAUAAAGAAAAUCAACUAAGAGAGAGAAGAAAUAGAAGAGAAAAAACUUUCUGCGAACAUAGUACUGUUAUGAACUGUACUAUAAAUGUAGCGCGGCACUUGACUGUAUUUAUCAAUUUUAUAUCAGUAAUUGUAUCAGUAAUUUUACUUAUUCAGUAACAUAAACAUGACAUCAACAGUAGCUUUGCCUUCAUCUACUUCUAUUACUACGAAUCCACAUGAAAGUCAAGAAAAAUUGUUUUAUAAUGAAUUAGGCAAGUAUAUUGAUUCCUUGAGCGAAAAUUUUAAAAAAAAGUGCAUAAUAAAAAAAGAAAUUUACGAUAAUAUUACUAAAGCAUUAACGCUAGAAAGGGGUAAGCCAUCAGUUUCAUUAUCUUCACAGUUCGUUUAUUGGGCACGUCAGAAUUUUGUUUUGUCGAAAUUUGCGGGUAACGAUAUUGUAUACUGUGCUAAAGCUAAGAAGCCUGUUUGUAGUUUUGAAUCGUUUUACAAUGUAAUCGGUGAAUGUCAUAAUAAUAUAUCACACGGUGGUCGACAUAAAACAGUUUAUGAAAUAAAUUCUCACUAUUCUUAGUUACCUCGUUUUGCUGUUGACAUUUUCUUGAAACAAUGUUUACCAUGUCAAUUACGUAAACCAAUUAAACAUCAUGUUGUAUCAAAACAAAUUAUUUCUUUGGGUGUAAUGACACGUUUACAAAUUGAUUUGGUAGAUAUGCGCACCCGACCAGACAAAGUUUCAGAAAAUGUUGUUUAUAAUUGGAUUCUUAAUUGCAUAGAUCAUUAUUCCAAAUUUUGUUGGGCAUUUCCAUUAAAAAAUAAAACGGCGGUUGAUGUGUCAGUUAAAUUAAGAGAAUUGUUUUUUACAUUUGAUCCACCUCGUUUGUUGCAUAGUGAUAAUGGUCGAGAAUUCGUUACGAUCACAUUUCAAUCCAUUUAA
Molecule: messenger RNA, 1012 nt
Organism: Didymodactylos carnosus
Lineage: Eukaryota; Metazoa; Rotifera; Eurotatoria; Philodinida; Philodinidae
Source: the annotation of a GenBank genome assembly